AUGGCAACCAAUACUAGCAAAACAUAUCAUCUUUAUUCAUAUUUCCGCUCGACAUGCACGAAUCGCGUUGUGAUUGCCAUGCACCUCAAGGGUAUUCCCGUCGAGCACACCUACAUUGAUCUCGGCAAGGCUGAGCACGAAAGCCCCGAGUUCCAGGCGCUGAAUCCAAGCAAAUCCGUACCGAUUCUCAUAAUCAAAGAAGAUAGGAACGAGACUGUUCUUACUCAAUCAAUUGCUAUUCUAGAAUAUCUGGAAGAAAGCCUACCUACCCUGACACCACUACUACCUCCAAGUGGCGAUCUAGUACAGCGUGCCCGUGUCAGAGAGAUGGUGAACAUAAUCACAAAUGACAUUCAACCUAUUACCAAUGGGCGCAUCGCUAAACGAGUCCGCGCUAUUCGAGGUGAAGCCAAGGACCAGAUCACUUUUGUGAUGGAGGUUUUUCUCGCUGGCCUGACGGCGUAUGAAGAACUACUAGCCAAAUACAGCGGGCAAUUCUCCGUGGGGGAUGCUGUGACCAUGGCUGAUGUCUGUUUUGCACCGGCGGUGGAGAUGGCACUUGCCUAUGGGACCAAUCUGGAUGGGCUACCGCGCGUCAUGGGAUUAUUCAAGAAGUUGGGGGAAUUGUCGGCGUUUCAAAAGGGGAAUUGGAAGAUGCAAGGCGAUACACCUGAAGCUCUGAGAGACUCAUAG
This is a messenger RNA of Penicillium expansum, 693 nucleotides long. Its product is annotated as Glutathione S-transferase/chloride channel, C-terminal. Gene Ontology annotation, biological process: glutathione metabolic process; L-phenylalanine catabolic process. Lineage: Eukaryota; Fungi; Ascomycota; Eurotiomycetes; Eurotiales; Aspergillaceae. Bases 1 to 693 code for a protein of 230 amino acids. The record is from RefSeq and is a predicted model, not a curated record. The transcript has a single exon. Gene Ontology annotation, cellular component: cytoplasm; mitochondrion. Gene Ontology annotation, molecular function: maleylacetoacetate isomerase activity; glutathione transferase activity.